Coregonus sp. 'balchen' is the source of this 1233-nucleotide messenger RNA. Lineage: Eukaryota; Metazoa; Chordata; Actinopteri; Salmoniformes; Salmonidae. The record is from the annotation of a GenBank genome assembly.
AUGUCUGUCUAAGUUGUCAGCCAUGAGGGGGAUAAACUGUUCCUGUUACCUUUCUGGUGCACGCCACAGGACUGCGAUUUCUACAUCAAAUGUAAACUGCCUCUACCUGCCUCCACCUCCCUCUACCUGCCUCCGCCUCCCUCCCUCCACCUAACUCCCUCCACCUCCCUUCACCUCCCUUCACCUCCCUCCAACUCCCUCCAACUCCCUCCACCUCCCUCCAACUCCCUCCAACUCCCUCUACCUCCCUCCACCUCCCUUCACCUCCCUUCAACUCCCUCCACCUCCUUCCACCUCUCUCCCUGCACCUCCCUCUACCUCCCUCCCCCCACCUCCUCCACCUCCCCCCACCUCCUCCACCUCCCUCCACCUCCCUCCAUCUCCCUCCAUCUCCCUUCACCUCCCUCCAUCUCCCUCCAACUCCCUUCACCUCCCUCUACCUCCCUCCACCUCCCUCCAACUCCCUUUUCCUCCGUCCACUUCCCUCCAACUCCCUCCAACUCCCUCUACCUCCCUCUACCUCCCUUCACCUCCCUCUACCUCCCUCCAACUCCCUCUACCUCCCUCCAACUCCCUCUACCUCCCUCCACCUCCCUCUACCUCACUCCAUCUCCCUCUACCUCACUCCACCUCCCUCAGUCUCCCUUCAACUUCCUCCACCUCCCUCCACCUCCCUCCACCUCCCUCCACCUCACUCCACCUCCCUCUACCUCACUCCACCUCCCUCCAACUCCCUUCACCUCUAUUCCCCCCCUCCAACUCCCUCUACCGUCCCUCCACCUCCCUCUACCUCACUCCAUCUCCCUCUACCCUCCCUCUACCUCCCUCUACCUCCCUCUACCUCCCCUCUACCUCCCUCCACCUCCCUCUACCUCCCUCCACCUCCAUUCACCUCCCUCCACCUCCCUCUACCUCACUCCAUCUCCCUCUACCUCACUCCACCUCCCUCAGUCUCCCUUCAACUUCCUCCACCUCCCUCCACCUCCCUCAACUCCCUUCACCUCCCUCAACUCCCUUCACCUCCCUCAACUCCCUUCACCUCCCUCCAUCUCCCUCUACCUCACUCCACCUCCCUCUACCUCACUCUGUCUCCCUCCGUCUCCCUCUACCUCCCUCCACCUCCCUCCAACGCCCUCUACCUCCCUCCAACUCCUUUCACCUCCCUCUACUUCCCUGCUGUGCUCAUCAAACACACUCGGUUCAUUCUGUCCUAUUCAUCUGACUCUAGUCUAG